UGUUAUCUUUGUACAUCUGCAGAAAAACAAAACAAUUAUGUUUACUAAUAAAAACUGUAUUUAGUUCAUAGUCCUUCACUAUAGAAACUGAAAUUAGUAAAUGCCAAUACACGAUGCAAUUGACACGAUAGCAGCUACAUCACAACAUGAAUAUUCCCCGUAGCAUUGAGCGUUGCUACCUUUGCAACUGCGCUUUUGUUGACAACAAAGUUUACGAGCAUAUGUUUGAAGAGCGUUUUAAUGAAAGAGGUCUGCAGCAGUCCACUCUAGCCAGCAUAUUGGCCAUGGCUCUGGGUAUCAAGCUUCAGGCCGAAGAAGUGCACUCUGUGUUUAUUUGCAGCACCUGCAAGGUAAGUCUGCUUAACUUUGAGGCGAUCUCGAGGCAAUUGUUCCAGCUGCGAUACGAAAUAAUUGAAACACAUGCACAAACUAGUCAAUUGCAUGCGAUGCAAAAAGAAGCGGAAGACGAUAUGAUCGAUGAAUGCUUUGAAAAUGAAAAUUAUGAUGAGGAUGAAGAUGAAGGUGACGAUGACGAAGACAGCUUGGACUUGGAUGCGAUCGAACAACAAUUGCAGGAGGUGGAAGAUAUGCUCGCGAAUACCGCAGCUGAGCAGCAGCCGGAUACUAAAGAAGAGUUUGACUACAUAGAGGAAUGCUCUGAUUCCCCGGACGCGAGUGUCUUAGAAGAUUAUUUGCUGUCGAAUUCAGAUAAACCGCCGACAAUACAAGCCACAUUUAAACCACGCAAGGCGCCGCCCGAGUUUAAUUGCUCGUAUUGCGGCAAAGUUUGCGAACGUCGCGAACAUCUGCGGGAGCACGAAAGGAUUCACACCGGCGAGCGUCCGUUUGAGUGCAAGGAGUGCGGCGCCACGUUUGCCCAGCGCUCAAAUUGGCGUGUACACAUGAAUUCAACACACUUCAAUCUGGCCAAUCACAAGUGCAUCGAUUGCGGACGCUCAUACAAACGCAAACGCCUGCUCGACAAUCAUAUCAAGUCCGUGCACAGGCGUAUACGCGAUCUCAAGUGUAAGCAGUGUGGCUCCACCUUCGCCAGUGCCAUCAGCCUAAAGAAGCAUCUGCUGUGUCACACGGGCGAGCGAAACUACAGCUGUCAGAUCUGCGGCAAGCGAUUCAGUCGUCCCGAGAAUCGCAAUGUCCAUCACUUUGUGCAUAGCAUACGCAAGCCAUAUGCCUGCAGUGUGUGUGGCGAGGGCUUCAUACGCAAGCAGCAGCUGGUGCAGCACAGCAAGAUCAGCAGCCAUCCCAAUCCCAAUAUUGUGCGCCUCAAGCCGCAGUUUAGUGCAGCCAACAGCGAUCGGCUAAGACUGGCCAAAAAACAAGCCUAAAUUGAACAUUCCAAAGUUGGCUCGAAUCCCAGUCAUUUAUGCAUUAAUAGCCGGCUGAACCCGUUGUCUCGCCUGCUUUGAUUUUGAUUUGGUUGCAUCUAGACAAAUUUAAACUAUCACUAAUUAAGCACCCAAAAUAAUAUUAAUUUACUUAUAUACAAAAUUUAAGCAGGCGAAGAUGCGAGCUCAGCUGGCUAAUAGAUUAUUUACAACAAUUAUUAUAAGGAAUACCCUCAAUUCGCAUCUAGUCUGAAUUAUUUUCCCUCCCUUUCUUACUUGUGUCAGCUAUUGCUGUCUCUGUUCAAACACUGUAAAUUUAAGCAUGCGCUUCAUUCAUACUGGUCUCAGCUAUUUUCGAACAUUUUACAAUAACAAAUCAUAAUUAUAUUUACAAUUAUUAUAUUUAC
Messenger RNA from Drosophila sulfurigaster albostrigata, 1753 nucleotides. RefSeq names its product zinc finger protein OZF-like. The transcript has 3 exons. The record is from RefSeq and is a predicted model, not a curated record. Bases 147 to 1346 code for a protein of 399 amino acids. Gene Ontology annotation, molecular function: zinc ion binding. NCBI's taxonomy places the organism in Eukaryota, Metazoa, Arthropoda, Insecta, Diptera, Drosophilidae. Gene Ontology annotation, cellular component: nucleus.